ACAGAUAGCAUUUGACAAGCUCCCUUCGCAAAGUAUUUGUUUCCCCUGAGAGAAAAAAUCAUCCAGACAUGAAAAUCCUAAUAGUCAUAUUGAUGGCUAUAACUUUCUUGCCAGCUCAGUGCCGAAGUGUUCCAAACGAAUGUCCAUCCCUCUACUUGCGCUACAGUUUAAACCACUCAUAUUGCGCUCCAGCGAAUAAUUCCUGUCAAAUUUUUUAUAGAGGAGUAACGCAAAAUGAAAUCAACUUCAUACUUCGAUAUCACAAUGACGUCAGAAGCGUGGUGGCUACUGGGAAGGAAACUAAAGGCGGUGGACUUCCAAAAGCAGCAAAUAUGCUAGAAAUGGUUUGGGAUACGGAAUUAGCAUCCGUGGCCCAAAAACGUGCGGAAAAUUGUGUAUACGAACAUGACUGCUCCGACUGCCGCAGAGUUGGAAAUUUUGCUGUUGGGCAGAAUAUCGCCUACACUCAAUUAAUUUGCUACGGAAAAGCUGAUUGCAAAAGCAACACCGCCGACUGGAAUAAAGUACUAACUAUGUUCUAUGAAGAAGUCAAGCAGUUUCAAAAGAAAUGGAUCAGCCCUUUCCAGUUUCAACAUGAAGUCGGUCACUUUACACAGAUGAUAUGGGCAGAUACUUGGAGACUAGGUUGUGGUUUUGUUGCUUUUUCAUUAGGAAAUGGUUACAGACAUUUCUUUGUGUGCAAUUACGGACCAGCGGGAAACAUCUACGGAAAAGAUUUGUAUAAAAAGGGUGAACCAUGUUCAAAAUGUCCUUCGAAUACCUGCUGUGGAAAGAAGUGCAAACCCACUGGUUAUGCUGGUUUAUGUAGAAUGACAAAUCCAAAUGAAGCACCUGUUUACAAACCAACCAAAUCGUAUUUAUUGUUCUGUGAUUUCCGAAGCUCUGAUGGUGAUUGCUCCACGAUCUCUAAUGAAGCGAAUAGGUGGCAAAUUAAUCAUGCACUUGGAGGUUCUCAUGCUGAAAUUAUCUUGAAAGGUGGAGAAAAAAGUGUUCUUUACUUUUCGAAACAAAUUAAGAGCAAAGGACGAUUUUGCUUGGUUCUAACUUACCGUACAGGGCCAACUUUAGCCGGGCAGAUUGACUCUAAUAGUGUUGUGGCAACUUACGAACCAGAAAAUUCCAGUCCUGUGAAGUUUACUCUAGAAUCGACCGGCUCCAGUACAGAAUUCAUGAAUUUUAACAUGGACUUGCUUUGGGGAGGAGUGACAAAAUUCAGCAUUGAAUUUUCUGUACCAGUUGGUGCUCCUGCCCAAUUCCUAAACAUAGACAAAGUCGCUGCCAGCGAAGGGAAAUGUACAAAAGCUGAAGACUGACGAAAAGAACACAUGGGACAGAAACCUUCCAUAGUAUUCACAGAAGUCGUAUUUGCAGUUGCGCUCAAAAUAGUUCAAGUUCCACAUCUUCGUUUACUUAUAUCAAAUAUGCCAUUCUAUUCAGAAGUUUUCUCAUUCGGAUAUGACCAUAAAAGCUUAAACUGAACAUAGAAAAAUUAUGAAGAAAUAUUUGGUGAUAAGUCGAACUUGUUUAUAAUGAGCCCUGAUUUAACGACAACCCGGAUUUAGCAAGAGAAUCAGAAGUACUUGGUUGGUACAAAGUUAAGUCUUAGGGAGCAUAACUCGCUUUUAACAAGCAAACCCCACUUAAAGCGAGCAAUAUUUUUGAGAUUCUUAGACUCUAUUUACUUCCAGCACAGCAUAUCCUUUGCUGGUAAAUUUUCUUUAACAUUCCAAAGUCAAUUAAAGUUAGAUUAUAAAUCCCGAGAACCUGCGAUGAUAGCACUUUUUU
This is a messenger RNA of Uloborus diversus, 1806 nucleotides long. Its product is annotated as CRISP/Allergen/PR-1-like. The coding region runs from base 69 to 1334 and encodes 421 amino acids. Gene Ontology annotation, cellular component: extracellular region. Lineage: Eukaryota; Metazoa; Arthropoda; Arachnida; Araneae; Uloboridae. The record is from RefSeq and is a predicted model, not a curated record. The transcript has 9 exons.